AUUUAAACCCGUCUCUAUCGUUAUAUUGUCUUAUCUUUAGUUGGUCUUAAAUUCCAUAAAUUCCACACUUUUCGUCCAUACAGAUAGCAUAAAUGCAGAAAAGGCUCGCAUUUGUUGUGGUGUUUUUGCACCAUCUUCUAGUUGUUGUUACUAGUUACAAAUGUUUACAAUGUGAUGAUGUACCUUUGCCAAAUUUGUGCGAGGAGGUUGGUGAAUGUGGUGAACACGAGUUUUGUGCAAUAAAGCAGUAUGUAAAUGCAGCCGGAAGCUUUCGUUAUCAACUAUCGUGCAGAGACAAAAAGCAAUGCGGAACUAGGCAAUCUGUUAUUGGGAAGAGAAACGACUUUUUGGCAUGUUCCGAGUGUUGCCAAGGCGAUUUGUGCAAUGUGGCAGGUUGUGGACAGAAAGGAUUUGAUCCCGUCUAUGGACCUUUAUGCUAUGUUUGUCCGUUACAACUUGGAAGUAACACUUGUGGUAAAGUUCAACAAUGUGGCAGAGACAAGGUUUGUUCAAUUCAACCUGUGUCAAGGGUCGGUGCGCCUGAUAAUUUGUUUGAGACCAAAUGCGUGGAAAGAAAUGACCGGAUGUGCGGAGCGCAUGACGAGAUUGACUCGUCGAUGAUUGUUGGCAGAAAACGGUCAUCUUGUAGCGUUUGUUGUAAUUCUACAAUGUGCAAUGACUACGAUUCAAGACCUUGUGUUCCAUCUUCCACGACGGCAAAGCCAAUGUCAUUGACAUCACCAAUAGUUAAUACAAUAAUGUCCACAUCAUCAUCAUCAUCAUCUCCUCCGUCUACGAAAAUGUCUACGGUAAUGGAAACGUCUAGAUAUACGUUGCCGACCACGAAAACAGCAACAACGACAAAGGCAGCACAUGGCUUUACGACUGCGCCUGUCACACAGGAAGUUUGUGAAGACAAAGCAAAGUGUUACGUCAUUGCCUGUAAUAUAUCAAAGCAUGAAUAUAUUGAAGUGAAUUGUCGAAAAACUUGUAAUCUUUGUGGAACGCCUCAAGCAACAACCCCUGCUAAAACCACACCAAAACCAACUUCACCUUCAACGAUUACCACCACUUCUAGACCAUCAACGACAAGCACCACAGGGGUUUCUGGCCAUACCCAUAGCCUUUUCUGUCACGACAUUGCCGUUGGAUGUAACACAACUUUGAACUAUUGUAUUAUUCCGGAAUAUAAGGGCUGGACUUUAACGAACUGUAGAAAAACUUGUAAUUAUUGUUGAAAUGCAACGACGUCGAUAUACAUGUAUAUUCACCCGUUCAAAGGACUGGUCUAGUUUCGUUUUUUACCAUUAAUAGCAAUGGAAAUAAUCAAGAAUGUCAUAUUUUGUUAGCCAUAAUCUGUUCUUGUUUUUUUCUUUAUAAUUAAAAUAUUUAACUCAAAUGA
This is a messenger RNA of Ruditapes philippinarum (Manila clam), 1402 nucleotides long. RefSeq lists its product as uncharacterized. The record is from RefSeq and is a predicted model, not a curated record. NCBI's taxonomy places the organism in Eukaryota, Metazoa, Mollusca, Bivalvia, Venerida, Veneridae. The transcript has 12 exons. Bases 93 to 1238 code for a protein of 381 amino acids.